UUGUUCGGUGCGCCUGCCUUUCACGCCUCGGCAAGCGGCCGAGGACCGCAUUUAAACCAAAUUGUUCGAUCUUGUCGACGCCAUGUGUAUCAAGUAACAACAUAAUAUUGAUCCGGAGAAAAAAUCUUGUGUACAACGAAGCAGACACAUUCAGAUUCCAAAUCCUUUUUGGUUUAUUCUUUUGAAUCGCCAAGGCAACGGCUUUGUUGGUUACCAUGAAAACACUCAGAACUUUAACUAACAAUCUAAGAAGACAUCGUGUGUGAAUCAUUGAUUGCAAUAACCCUUCAAAAUGAUAAACAUCAAAGGCCAAAUUGAAGGGUAUGAUAAGGCACGAGUUGGUAUUAUAUUCGACCAUGAUGAGCUUAGACCGGGUAUGACGGUCAAAGGUCAUGUACAGGUUAACCUGCAGACCCCGCUUGAGGUCCAUUAUGUUAAGAUACGGUUUCAUGGUCUUGGUCAGACGCACACAGCCGUUCACUCCACGGACUACAGCUAUGGUCUGGGUUACAACACAGAUGAUGGCGAUAAAGAUGUCUACCUCAAUGAACUGCUAACUCUGUACGAAGCGGACCCAGACAGUGAAGGAAUUUUAGAGGCAGGAAACCACACGUAUCCAUUUGAAGUGGAUUUUCCAGAGAAUAUGCCUUCUUCCUUUUCGGAACACAACGGAAUGGGUCACGUCAUCUAUCAUUGCCAUGUGCAGAUUGGGCGGCGUUUUGCGUAUAGUCCCGACAUCGCAAAAACAAAAUGGUUUGAUGUUCAUCGACCCCUCAGUUUAAAGACUAUUCCUGAAGCACUAGCCCCAUUAGACAUUAGGAAGGAAUGUACAGCGAGGUCAUGUUGCUGUCGCAGUGGAUCGGUUGACAUUCAACUAAAAUUAGAUAAAUCCGGUUAUAUUCCGGGGGACAGGAUAAAAUACGAAAUAAAUAUAAAGAAUAACACCUCAUCUGUUCUGAAAAAUAUGUGCAUCACAAUUCAAAGGUUAGUGAUUUAUACUGGACAUCAUGGAGGAUUUAAGAGAACGACGUCAGAGAAAAAGGUUUUCACUAUAGCAGAGAGAGAUCUAAGAUUAGGUUCUGGCGAAGAAGACACCGUCACUGGCUCCUCCAUAGGACAGGUGCCCGUUCUACCACCCUCAGGACUGCCCGGAUGUAAGAUCAUCGACAUUAAUUAUCACGCAAAGGUUGCCAUAAAGUUUGGUUUAUGUGGACUUUGUGAAUUCGAGGAUGUGAAAAUAUGGAUAGGGACAGAAGCGUGAGACAACGCCUUUCGUUGUAUUAAACAUUGUUCCAACUUUUCAACACAUUUUUUCGUAUUUUGCAAUUUUUUUUGUAUUGACUUCUAUCGAUAACGUAUUCACUAUAAAAUAUUUUCUUUCUCUGAAUUCAUUAUGCCAAAAAGAGACAGUGGUGAAAUUGUAUUUGUAAUUGGCAAUGUAAAUAUGGUAUUUCAUAGUUUAGAUUCCUCAACAUUUGACAAAUGAAGAAAAACUCUUUAAAAUGAGUGCAAUGAUAAGCUCUUGACUCUUUGUUCUUGAAAUCAAAAAAUAAAGAACAGUUAUUGUUUGUAAAGUUAUAUUUGCCUUUUUAUAUACUAGAACUGCAAAACUUGGACAUGAAAAGUAAAGGCAAGUUAAAAAAGUACUCAAGCUUCACAAGUUAUAAAUUUUGAGUUGUUCGAAUUUGUUACACAGCAAGAAACACUUUGUUGUUGAUAAAAACAUAAAUUAUGGAAUAAUAUUUCCCCUAUAAUUGAUAAGAAUGCAGAAGUUUUUGUAAGAUUGUGAUACUAAAAAAAGUGG
Saccostrea cuccullata (small rock oyster) is the source of this 1804-nucleotide messenger RNA. RefSeq names its product arrestin domain-containing protein 17-like. NCBI's taxonomy places the organism in Eukaryota, Metazoa, Mollusca, Bivalvia, Ostreida, Ostreidae. Gene Ontology annotation, biological process: protein transport. The transcript has 8 exons. Gene Ontology annotation, cellular component: cytoplasm. The coding region runs from base 293 to 1261 and encodes 322 amino acids. The record is from RefSeq and is a predicted model, not a curated record.